GACUUCUAGGAAGUUUAACCCAAGAUGUCGGGGAAUGUUUUGCGCGAUGAGCCGCUGCUAUGGUUUUGCCCGAAAUGACUUGCUUGUCGCGGCGAGAUUAUUCAAAAUUUCGGCCUAAAUCUAAAUCCACGAGUGUUGUAACGCGAUAAUAAUUAAAACACGUCAAAAUCGAUGUGAAUCCCGUAGAGCAGGAUUCUUCUUUCGGAGUAUUGUUCCGUGAGGAAACACAAAAAAAUACACAAGAGAAUUGAAAAGAAAACAAAAAAAACAUUUAAGAGGGAUACAAACGAGAAGAUAGUGAAAAAAAUCAAGUGUUUGGUAUCAGAAUUUAACAAGGGGGUUUGAGAGACAAAAAAUAUUACAAGCUGUGUAAAAGAGUGCAGAGAAAUCACGUACUAUCGUGGCGAUUCGCUUCAACCAACAUCAAAACAACGUUACGAGAAUAAUCGUAAAUAAAAAGCAAAAUUAACGACGAACGUAUAAACUUUUAUAUUUUGUAAUGGGAGCUAAAUCAAGUACCGUCGCUCAGUCAACGAGCGGCAAUGGCCAAUCCUCCAAUGGCUCCAACGAAACAACAAUGCAGGGUUUUUCCAUUCUUCGCUCUUUGCCAGGAGGCGUAGGUAUGCUCCAGCAUCAACAAAGCGGCCAGUCACAGUCAUCUAGAUUACCUGGAGACAGUAGACAACGUGCUAGAUCAUUGAGCUCCGUUCCAGAUUUAUCCUCCGGCGAACAGGGUAGUUUAGCUAAUUCCGUAGGUGUUAACGUCGGACAAGCACUUGGUCUGGUUAAUCUCGACUCUGAUGAUGGUGACGAAGACAGUGGUAGAGUUUAUGCCGCUCAUAGCUUGCCUUCUCAUAUCUGGUCACUCAACGGUCUAAAAUGUCCGGUGUGCUCCAAAUUCAUCCUGGCGGAUGACAUUGAGUGUCACUUGGUCAUGUGCCUGACUAAACCUCGUCUAAGCUACAAUGAGGAUGUUUUAGCGGAUGAAAAAGGCGAAUGCGUCAUUUGCCUUGAAGAACUGCAACCCGGAGACGUGAUAGCUCGCUUACCUUGCCUGUGUAUAUAUCACAAAAACUGUAUCGACAAGUGGUUUCAAGUGAACCGCAGUUGUCCCGAGCAUCCAGGGGACUGAUUGCUGAGCGCCGAGCAAUAAUUCAUUGAGUAAAGUGGAUCAAAUUGUUGGCCCAGUGUGGGACACGAAUUAAAUCGAUGCGACUCAGAACGGUGCACGAAAGUAAGGACGGAGCGAGUUAUUGAAAAAAAGGAAUUAAAAAGCAACAAAAAAAAAAGAAAAAAAGGAGGAGAAGAAGAAGAAAAAGAAAACAAAACGAACACAGAUAUUAAGAAUGAAAAAAAAAAAAAACUGAAAACAGCAGAAAAAAGAAAACAAAAAAGAAAACUAGUCAAGGUGGCCGCUAGUCUGCGACGGUGGUUCGUACGGGUGUGGUGAUCGUUCGAGCGACCAACAAUCGAUCGGAUUGAUAAUAAACACGAUGCGAAGAGAAAGAAAAAGAAGAAUUUUUCGAAAAAAAUAUGUCGACAAAAAGAAACAAAGAAAAUAAUCAUGUGGACAAGUAUCCAACUUCAAUCCUUAAAACUCUACGUCUAAGAGAGGGACUUAUUAAAGAAAUUAAACAAAAAAAGAAACAAUACAAAUUCGAAAAAAAAAACGUAAGGCAACGUUAAAUACACGCGUACACAAUACACAGACACAGAUGAAGAAAUACAUCGCCUGAUGAUUGAGCGAUACAAAAAAAUGCUAUUAUCUAUACGUAUCUAUAAUUACUCUAUUAACGCUAUAUCGCUUACUAUCGAUUGUACCAUAUUUAUAAAUUUUACUUAGUUUUACAUCUCGAAGUCGAUUUAGCGGUUAAGCAAAUUGAUGAUCACAGUUAUUGUUAGUAUAUAUAUAUAUACAUCUAUCCAUAUAUAUAUAUACAUAUAUUAUUAUUAUUAUUAUUAUUUUUCUUCAUGGAAAAAAGGGAAAUUUUACAGUGGCCGAUGCUUAGUCGGAACGGACCUGCUUUACGAGCGGGAGAGCUCUACUUUAGAUAAGUUAGUUAUUAAUUUUAAUGAUUUUACAACCAAGACGAUGUAUUGUUUUUUGUUGUUUGUUGGACUCGGGCCGGGGUUUGGGGAGGGGGCGCGGGGGUUUAAAAGGGGGAAGGAUCGCAGCGCUAGAAAGGAUAUUUUUGAUACUUUCAUAAAUGGGUAAGCCAGGAUGUAUAUGAGAGUGAGAGAGAGAGAGAGAGAGAAAGAGAGAGAAAGAAAGAAGUGGAAAAUUCGGAGCAAAGGACUUGUCGUAAUGCUGUUGACGCUGUAGUUACAAUAAAGGUUCUAAUUUAACCUUCUUUAUUGAAAACACGAAAUAAAAUGAAUUUGUUUA
Messenger RNA from Venturia canescens, 2386 nucleotides. RefSeq names its product E3 ubiquitin-protein ligase ZNRF2. Bases 500 to 1132 code for a protein of 210 amino acids. Gene Ontology annotation, cellular component: intracellular membrane-bounded organelle; membrane; cytoplasm. The record is from RefSeq and is a predicted model, not a curated record. Gene Ontology annotation, biological process: protein K48-linked ubiquitination; proteasome-mediated ubiquitin-dependent protein catabolic process. The transcript is spliced from 4 exons. NCBI's taxonomy places the organism in Eukaryota, Metazoa, Arthropoda, Insecta, Hymenoptera, Ichneumonidae. Gene Ontology annotation, molecular function: ubiquitin protein ligase activity.